Suillus bovinus is the source of this 1930-nucleotide messenger RNA. RefSeq lists its product as uncharacterized. The transcript has 2 exons. Lineage: Eukaryota; Fungi; Basidiomycota; Agaricomycetes; Boletales; Suillaceae. The coding region runs from base 244 to 1740 and encodes 498 amino acids. The record is from RefSeq and is a predicted model, not a curated record.
CUUUGAAACAACGUGCACGGGCUGAAUUUUCCCUACCACGAGGAUAGGCUGGGAAAUAGAUCAGCAAUCAGGUAAUCCGGCAUGAGCGAGUAGUCACUGAACCGACACUUCGAGGUUGUGUUCUGUUCGCUUCUGUUCAGAGUCGUGGUCACCGACAGGCUUCCGAGUUGAAGGACAAGGUUGUUCGUGUCCGUGUUGUGCAGGACUCUGCGCUGUACUUACUGUGAUUUACUCCAUCGACAUAUGACCAUGCAUCACGCUCUACUUGUUUCUGAAAUCCUUCUGGACAUAUUCGCCCAUGUCAACACAAUCCUGGACCCAUCAUCGUAUGGCGAGAUAUCAGUGGCUCGGAAAUCCCUUGCAACACUUGCAACGACAUGCAGGACCUUCCACGAACCUGCAAUGGAUUUACUCUGGGCUGACAUGCACGGGAUAGUACCACUGCUGGGCUGUGUAACGAGGUUACAUCCCAUGAUAUAUCAUCAUCAUGCCGGAAGGUACACUUGGUACUCUGAAGGCAUCGGCCCAUUAUGUGAGCAUGAAGUCCCUCAAUUUUUGCGUCACGCCCACCGUGUGCGCUCAUUGCAAAUCCCAUUCGACAACCAUUUUCACCUUCUUUCAGCGCUCCCUAUCAAGACAUUCGUAUUUCCGAGACUGCUAUCGUUAUCAAUGGCUAUACAUCCGGCUGGAUACUUACAUCUUUUCAUACUUCCUACGCUGCGUCGUUGUUCCCUAUCGCUCAUUCGUCCCGAUCUGAAAUUAAUUACGGCCUAUUGCGCUACGUUGGAGGAUCUAAGCAUCAAGGUCUCCAGCCAAAGCACAGCGGACGAGCUGUCUCUGCUAUCUGACAGUAUUCGUAUGUGCAAGCGGCUUGUAACUCUGUAUUGCCCACCUCUCGACUGGGCAGCAUGGAAGCACCUAUCGAACCUCCCUACCCUUCUCUCAGUGGCGAUUUGUGGUGAAGUCCGUUGCCCGUUGGACACGGAUAACUUCAUUUUCACACAUUUCCUCAAUAUCACGGCUCUUUCCUUCCAUGUAACCACGGCUUCAUACGUAAUCGCAGUCAUGCGCAACUCAGCAUUCCCCUCCCUGAAAGAGUUCAAAAUGGUUACCCGUGUUUUACCCUUGGAAGAUGCUGAACAGCUUCUUCAUGUACUCUCACAGUGCCAGACUCUUCAACAUAUUGACAUUUUAUCCCGUGAUCAAAGAGUUCCGGAGCCCUCAGAUAGCUCUUUGACACCAAUCACCCAACUUCUUGGUUUCACGCAUCUCCGAACCCUGCAGCUCGCUUUUCCCCAUUGUUGUAUUCGCCUUGACAAUCACCUUCUUUUGAAAGCCAUGUCAAGUUGGCCGCACAUCCGCUCUCUGAAAUUAGAAGACCCACUUCUUCGUCUAGCCACCAUCACAUUCUGCGGGUUAUUCACAGCACUGCGUCAAUCUCCCCACUUGCAUACGUUGCACUUAUUAAUAGAUGCUCUGAAUAUCGAUAUCGAUUCUCAGGCCGAGUCUUUUCAGCAUACAUCUCUACAAACAUUGGAUGUGCGCACUUCUCACAUAGUGGAUCGUGAAGCUGUCGCUUACAUUCUCUUCACCAUGCUUCCUUCCGUUGAGAGCGUUAUCCAUGGCUCCAGUGGACGCCACAUCCGGUACGCAUGGCAGGAGGUCAACAGGCGUCUCCAAUCUCUCAAGUCUUCUGCGGUCCUUGGCCGCUGUAUCACAGGAGCGGCUGCAGGGUGCUGAAUUUACCAUACGUAUUUAUUCAGCAAUUGUGCUAGAUUUGCUAUCCAGUAUCUUAAUACUUAGAGUGGGAGGUCGAGACAAGCAAGGUAGCUUAGGCCUCGAUAUGUAAUUGACUUGGAAUUUAAUAUUUGCAUGACAAACCACUUGUAACCAGCUCCCAUGCGCUGUCGCAGCACUUGCAGAAUGUCUG